Messenger RNA from Mesocestoides corti, 720 nucleotides. Lineage: Eukaryota; Metazoa; Platyhelminthes; Cestoda; Cyclophyllidea; Mesocestoididae. The record is from the annotation of a GenBank genome assembly.
GAACAUAGAGGAAUCCAACCAAUCAUUCCAUUCAAACCGGAGACGAUGGAAGACUUCGCCCAAAUCAUUUCUCCUGCUCACCCAUACUGCCGCCAGUUUCGACAGGUCUUCCCUAUCGCAGUCGACCCCCAGGCUGAUAUGGACAUAGCAUUCACGUUGGUGGUCCACGAUGAAAUGCCUCAGAUCGCUCGACUUCUUCGAAUGAUCUAUCGAAUUAACAACUACUACUGCAUUCACAUCGACAAGCGCUCAAGCAUCGAAUUCCAAUUGGCUAUGCGUGGAGUGGUUACAUGUUUUGGUGCCAAUGUAGAAUUGGUUCCAGAAGAAGAAAGAACUGCGAUGGAUUGGGACGACGAAAGUGCCCUGCUACCACAGGUCAUCUGUGCGAAACAGGCGCUGAGUCAUCAUGCCACUUGGAAGUACUUGAUUAAUUUGGAAGAACAGGAUUUUUCACUGCGAACCAACAUGGAACUGGUGCUGAAUAAGUUUACGAGGUGGAAGAAUAACAAGCUGUUGCCUCAAGGAGUGAGUGCCCGACUUAAGCAUUUUGCUUCCACUAACAUUUCGCUCAUGGUUUUCAGUAUGGUUGAAUACGUGAAACAAAACACGCAAUUGGUGAUCGUGCUUGUGCAAUACAUUGUGACUCCGGAAAUAAUAUACCACAACUUAAUUGUACAAGUGUGUCUUAUUGGCGAUCACAGACUUCCCUCUAUAUUGUAG